CAAUGACUGGCUGUGAAGCACAUGCUCUCCUCCAAUCACUUAACCUGAAACACAGUUGCGGGUGCCGGGUCUUUGAGGAAGCCUCUUCCACCUCACCGCAACGUGUAUUUUCUGAAGGCGAAGACGCGACUCACUGUGUGCAAUGGGUCGCCGCAAGUCAAAGAGAAAGCCCCCUCCGAAGAAGAAGCUGACGGGAGAUCUGGACUCUCAGUUCACCUGUCCGUUCUGCAAUCACGAGAAGUCAUGUGACGUCAAAAUGGAGAGAACGAGAAAUACUGGAAUCAUAUCAUGCACGGUCUGCUUGGAGGAGUUCCAGACCCCCAUUACCUAUCUGUCGGAGCCAGUCGACGUGUAUAGCGAUUGGAUAGAUGCCUGUGAAUCAGCCAAUCAGUAGCCCCCGUGGAGCUGGAUGACUUUGAGGAACUUGAAGAGGAUGGGGACGUGGCCCAAUAGGAUCCAGCCGGUCAGAGGACAUUUAGGAAACUUUUAAUUGUUCUGAGGUUUCCAUAUGGUCACUUACAGAGUUAGUUUGUGUGAACUGCAGCAAGUAGCGACACGACACAAUUUCGGUUUUGAUAUUUGUGACGUGACCGGAUUUGUCUUCACACAUUGAGCGGGGCUUUCUAUUUUCAAUAUACUUUUAUUUUUUUUAUUUUUUUUUUGUCUCAAAAAUCCUGUUUUUAAAUAGUAUUAUUCUGCAGGGUUCUGCUUACUUUUUUUUAACCGAUAGAUAUUUUUAAUUUUUUUUGUAUUUUUAAUAAGCGACCUGUAACGUAAGUGAAAGGGCUCCCAUCUUGGCAUUUUCAUGUGAAACCAAUAGAGAGUUAAAUCUUUUCGGGUAGCAUUACAAGAGAGAGACCUGUGUGGAUCUCAUUAUCAUACACUCUGACAGUUCAGGCGUGACGUUACAGGUCGUGUCCACAGUCGUCCUCCUCAUAAAGACAUUUGUGUCAUAACAUUGGGUCAUUCCACUGGUUCGAGGAACGGGAAUGUGUGAGAUUUACGCUAAGCUGCUAAAACCAAAGGUUUUGAACUGUUCUUGAAUCAUUCAGUUUGUCAUUUGAUUGUAUCUUUUGGGCUUAUAUUUUCAAAUAAAAAAAAAAAUCACAAAAAAACAAUCAAAUGAUCUCUAUUAUGAAGCGAAUAUUUACAGAAUAGUGUAAUCUUAUCCUGAAAUCAAACGUUGAUAUUGACUGUUUAUUUUCCUAUGCAGCAACCAAUAGUAUUGAAAAGCAGGCUGCUUUUCAAUACAAUGUAAUACACUUGAUAAGUGUGAUCUUGGAAAUAAAGAAGCAAUAAGACUUGAUACCA
Messenger RNA from Anarrhichthys ocellatus (wolf-eel), 1311 nucleotides. Its product is annotated as transcription elongation factor 1 homolog. The transcript is spliced from 4 exons. NCBI's taxonomy places the organism in Eukaryota, Metazoa, Chordata, Actinopteri, Perciformes, Anarhichadidae. Gene Ontology annotation, cellular component: transcription elongation factor complex. The record is from RefSeq and is a predicted model, not a curated record. Gene Ontology annotation, molecular function: RNA polymerase II complex binding. Gene Ontology annotation, biological process: transcription elongation by RNA polymerase II. Bases 143 to 394 code for a protein of 83 amino acids.